Molecule: messenger RNA, 759 nt
Organism: Gilbertella persicaria
Lineage: Eukaryota; Fungi; Mucoromycota; Mucoromycetes; Mucorales; Choanephoraceae
Product: nucleophile aminohydrolase
Exons: 4
Coding region: 25-729 (234 amino acids)
Cellular component (GO): proteasome core complex
Source: RefSeq, a predicted model, not a curated record
UUUUUAUUAUUAUUAUUAUUUCUUAUGUCAAGUAUGGAUUACGCACUCAACUCAAUGGAAACUACUUCAGCACCUAUGCAACAUAGAUUCGAGCCUUAUGAUGACAAUGGAGGUACUUCCUUGGCUAUUGCAGGAAAGGAUUUUUGUUUGAUUGCUUCUGACACCAGACAAAGUACUGGUUACAGCAUCAAUUCAAGAUAUGCACCCAAAGCCUAUAAAUUAACAGAAACAGCAGCUAUUGCUAUGAAUGGAUUUCAUGCUGAUGGUUUAACUUUGAAGAAAGUACUUGAUCAAAGACUCAAGUGGUAUAAAUUCAAUCAUGAAAAAGACAUGUCUGUCACUGCCUUAGCACAAAUGCUUUCCAUCACAUUGUAUCAAAGACGAUUUUUCCCUUAUUAUAGUUUUUGUGUUUUAGGUGGUGUUGAUGAAGAGGGUCGUGGUGCUGUUUAUGCUUAUGAUGCUAUUGGAUCAUUUGAACGUGAAAAGUGUCGUGCGAAUGGCUCAGCAUCUGCAUUGAUUCAACCCUUCUUGGAUAAUCAAGUCAGUAAAAAGAAUAUGGAAAAUGUUGCAUUUGAAGACAUGGAAUUGGAUGAAGCACUUCGAAUUGUAAAGGAUGCAUUUACUUCUGCUACAGAACGCGAUAUUUAUACAGGUGAUAACCUUGAGAUUUUCAUUAUUCGUAAAGAUCAACCUGUUGAAGUUCAACUUGUACCUUUAAAGAAAGAUUAAAUAAAGUCACAAGUUCAUUUUUUAUAUAUA